UGCCCGCCGCGCCGCCGUGAGGGCCGAGCCCCGCGCCGCCCCGCGCCGCGCCGCGCCGCCGGCGAUGUGAGCCAUGGCGGCGGGCGGCGCGGCGGGGCUGGCGGCGCUGCUGGGCGGCGCCUCCCCGCGCCUUCUCAUCGUCUCGGCGGCCGAGGAGCCCCCGGGCGGCGGCAGCGGCCGCCCCGACGCCGACCUCCUGCUCUUCGCCACGCCGCAGCCCGCCCGCCCGGGCGCCGCGCCGCGCCGGCCCGCGCUGGGCCGCCCGCCGGUGAAGAGGAAGCUGAACUUGGAGACAGAUCACCAGUACAUAGCGGAGAGCUUGCCGACAGCCCGGGGCAAAGCGAGAAACCCUGCUAAAGGGGCAAAGUCUCCCGGGGAGAAGUCUCGCUACGAAACCUCGCUGAACCUCACUACCAAGCGCUUCCUGGAGCUCCUGAGCCAGUCGCCUGAUGGCGUGGUGGACCUCAACUGGGCAGCCGAGGUCCUGAAAGUGCAGAAGAGACGCAUCUACGACAUCACCAAUGUCCUGGAGGGCAUCCAGCUCAUCACCAAGAAGUCCAAGAACAACAUCCAGUGGCUGGGCAGCCAGGCCGCAGUGGGACCUUCCAGCCAGCACCGAGUGCUGGAGAAGGAGCUGCGGGACCUGCAGGCAGCUGAGCGGCAGCUGGAUGACCUCAUCCAGACGUGCACCAUCCAGCUGAGGCUGCUCACGGAGGACCCCGGGAACCAGCACGCAGCCUAUGUGACCUGCCAGGAUCUCCGGAGCAUUGCAGACCCCUCUGAGCAAAUGGUGAUGGUUAUCAAGGCCCCCCCAGAGACCCAGCUGCAGGUCUCGGACCCCACCGAGGCUUUCCAGGUGUCUGUGAAAAGCACUCAGGGCCCCAUCGACGUGUUCCUCUGCCCCGAAGACAGCUCUGGGGUCUGCAGCCCUGUCAAGAGCCCGUUCAAAGCAGCCGCAGAGGAAUCGUCCCCCGCCUCCCCGCUCCUGCAUCCGGCCCAGGACGUGAACAUGCCAUUGUUGCCUGGCGAGCAAGAGCCCCUGCUGCCCGGGGAGGGCGCGCUGCCCGGCAAGUGCCCCGCGGAUGAUGUCAGCCUCUCGCCGCUGGCCUCCAUGGAUGCUCUCUUGGAGCAGACCAAGGACGAUUUCUCCGGCUUCCUCCCGGACGAGUUCAUCAACCUGUCCCCCCCCCAGCCCCAAGAUUACCACUUUGGCCUGGAGGAAGGCGAGGGCAUCAGCGAGCUGUUCGACUGCGACUUCGGCGACUUCACGCCCUUGGACUUCUGAGGCGCCGCGGGAGCAGCCGCUGCUCCUCCCGGCAGCCGAACAGACCCCUGCGGCGGGGUCCCGGCCGCAGGGGAAGCUGGGGGCAGCGUCCGCAUCCCUCGGGGGCCGUGGGGGUCCCCUCCACGCCACCGCUUUGGUUUGCCCUUGGGUCGUCUCUGGUGCACGUGCCUUUCCUUGGCGGCCACCCCCCAGGCUGAGCUGCCGCCAGCUCCUUGCCUCGGGUCUCUGCGGCCCCCCUGCCACCGCCACGGUGGCCUCCUUCUCCCCGGCCCCCUUGGCUCCAGGAGCGGCGGCGAAGGAGGAGGCGCCAGCGUGCCUCCAGCCAUGGCGGGGCCAGGAGGCACCGGCGUCCCCCCGCAUGGGGAGAGUUGGGGGGUCCUUGGGGCGCCCAGCCUGCUGCCCUGUGGCGGGGCCCUCGUGGGGGGAGCCGGCGCGGGCGGCCCGGCCGGCCCCUCGCAGAGCUUUAAGCAGUCCUGUGUAUAGAUUUGAUUAAUUUAUUAUUGUUGGUCCCUGGGGGCGGUGUUGCCUUUCCUUGGGCGGGGGAGGGAGCGGGGGGCCGUGUGCCCCGCGGGGCGCCAGGGCCGGGAGGUGUCGCGGUGAGGGGCGGGGGCCUGGCUCCCCUUGCCGUGGCGAGGGCAGCCCCCAGCCCCCCGGUUAUUUAUUUAUUAUUUAUGCGACGCGGAAGCUCUCUCGGCGGGCGAGGGGGGGCCUGGCGGGCGAGAGGGGGCCCGGCGGCAGCUCGCCACCAUCUCCCCACGCAGGCGGCCCAUGGUCGACGCUGGGCCGCCGCCGCCUGAGGGGCCGGGAGUGCAGGUGCCACAGACGGGUGGGCAGCUUCUUGCUCGCUUCCCAGCGAGGGCCCAAACCGGGGCGGAAAGGGAGGGGGGUCCCCGCCAGCCGUGGCAGCACCCCGGGGAGGCGGGUGGCCUGGCAUGGCGGCACUCAUGGGGGCCUAGGCUCGUCUCCAGGCUUUCUCUGUCAGUCUUUGCGCAGUGCUCGCUUUCUGCGGCUUCCUCCUCACCGGGCGGCUGUGGCGGCCGUCCCCCCGUACCGGGCCGCGCGGGGUGCCACCGGUGGCAGGGUGCUGCGCGCCUCCCUGGGCCCGGAAAGCAGGGCAGGGAGCAGCGAAGAUGGGGAGAGGGAAAAGGAUGGGGUUUCCUCGCCUGCUGGGGGCCGCCGAGCCGGACUGGAGACGCACUUUCACUUACUGCCUUUUAACAAAUUUUGUGUUCUUCUGAGCUUCGUGUUUAAUAAAGGUUUCUACUGAC
Dromaius novaehollandiae (emu) is the source of this 2553-nucleotide messenger RNA. It is a transcript of the gene E2F1, whose product is annotated as E2F transcription factor 1. Bases 74 to 1285 code for a protein of 403 amino acids. Lineage: Eukaryota; Metazoa; Chordata; Aves; Casuariiformes; Dromaiidae. The transcript is spliced from 7 exons. Gene Ontology annotation, cellular component: Rb-E2F complex. The record is from RefSeq and is a predicted model, not a curated record. Gene Ontology annotation, molecular function: protein dimerization activity; DNA-binding transcription factor activity, RNA polymerase II-specific; RNA polymerase II cis-regulatory region sequence-specific DNA binding. Gene Ontology annotation, biological process: regulation of transcription by RNA polymerase II; G1/S transition of mitotic cell cycle.